GGGAGCAUGUAGGAGAGCCGGGUACCCCCCCCCGAAGAGGCUUGGUGUGGGGCAGCCAGUGGGGAUCCCCCAGAGCCACGUAGGCAUGAGAGUCUGCAUUUGGGGAAGGGGCGUAAAGAGUGCCCCCCUGGCAUCUGUUUCUGAGCAAUGACCUCCAAGGCUAAGAAGCGAGUGGUUCUGCCCACACGGCCUGAACCCCCCAACACCGAACAGAUCCUGGAGGAUGUCCAGCGAGCCCAGCCCAACGAUCCAGUCUUUGUCCUCCUGGUAGAACCCAGUGAAGACUUGCCUGCUCCAGUCAGAGCGAGACCGGAGGCCAAGAGGGAGCGCCUCUAUCGGCUGACCCAGUCCUACGUGGAGAUGAACCACCGCUUGCAGAAAGCCUGCAGCCUGCUCAAGGAGAAAUGCGAGGAGCUGAAACUGGCGGGCGCGAGCCUGGAGCAGGGCAUCCUGGAGAUGAAGCAGAGGGACGCUUGGCAGACCCUGGCCAUUCAGAUUGGGGAUACAAGGCGAGGCGGUUCAGAGGUGCCUCUCAUCUGUCGUAUUGCUUGAGCCCUACCGGACUUAUUAAUGACGACUGUACAUUUUUUUUUCCGAAUCUCACGCAUGCGUACGCUGUACAUCUCAACACUGUGUAUGGGUUUUUCCGCUGUUGUUCUGUGACGACAUGCCCAAAUCCAGCCGUCGCCAUGAGCCCCAUGAAGAUUGAAACGUCACCGCUGUGUUUGCCCCGGAGAUGCAGGAUCACGUAGAGAGGCUGUUCCAAUUUUUUUUUUUUUUUACUUCUAUGGUGUUUGCUCUCAGUCCCGUGCAGGUCUUUCAUGGCUGCCCUCCCUUCUCCUACUUUGCACAGACUUAAAACAAAAUGCCUCUGUUGAAAGAAACCCGGACACUUUCCAAAGUUUCUCAUACUUCAGACUUGGGCAAGUGAACUAGCUUCCUGGUUUGGCUGAAAUCUCCAGCAGCUGCUGCAAUGGCUGUAAUGUCUCCAUCUUCCUGCACAUUCCUCUAUGAUUUCUCCCUCUGGUACUGCCUGGAAGACGACCCCAUUGCCACCUCCAUAGGCGAGAUGCUCACGCAGCAAGGUUUCCGCGGUUGUAUCGAGCAUCAGGAUCGCGUGUGAAGCGGCCUGUAAAUUAGCCUCCAGCCCGGUGGAGGUUAUCCAAAACCAACCAGCGUGUACAUCAUUCUCCUGACGUCUUUCGCUUUCGGUGGCGACCCUUGGUGUGGUGUGAAGUGGUGGAACCUUCUCCACACGAUACAGCAGGAGGGAACCAAAGUCAUCCCCGUUUAUGUGGACGUCAGCCGCGAGCAGGUGCCCUUGGCUUUGAGACAUCUGAGCGGACUCGAAUACGACAGUCGUUUCUUUCAAGAGAGGCUUCUGCAGAGCUUGCGGCAGAGCAGGCCACGAACAGGGGCCCGGACGUCUCGCCGCCACCACCAACGCUAACAGCAGGGUUCACUUCUGACGACUCUCGGCAGCUGCAUGGUGGGAGGGGUGGGGGUGAGCACGGCGGUUUCGUUUCGGCUCCUGUCCCGCCUGGAAAUGAUUCGUGGUGGAUUUGUUUGGUGUUUUGACGUAGGCCCCCAUUGUGACAUUGGUUGGUAACUGUGAACGGAUCCCACUAGAUUUGUGCAUAGAACUGAAUUCAUAAGAAGGAUAAAUACCUCCCCCCCCCCACCCCCCCCCAAAGUGGUAGGUGUAUUGGGAGGGAAAGGGAGGGUUUGGGGUUUGUUGUAUGGUUAUUUGGAAUUUAGUGUUGAGAGAAAAAUCCAGGUCCGGAGGCUGCUGAUAAUCAUCUGGUUUAUUCAAGGGGAAUCUUAUUAAAAAGCAGUUUU
Sphaerodactylus townsendi is the source of this 1839-nucleotide messenger RNA. RefSeq names its product linkage group 01 C19orf25 homolog (gene LG01H19orf25). Bases 148 to 552 code for a protein of 134 amino acids. NCBI's taxonomy places the organism in Eukaryota, Metazoa, Chordata, Lepidosauria, Squamata, Sphaerodactylidae. The record is from RefSeq and is a predicted model, not a curated record. The transcript has 3 exons.